Messenger RNA from Carcharodon carcharias (great white shark), 1857 nucleotides. RefSeq names its product enoyl CoA hydratase domain containing 2 (gene echdc2). The record is from RefSeq and is a predicted model, not a curated record. Gene Ontology annotation, molecular function: enoyl-CoA hydratase activity. The transcript is spliced from 10 exons. The coding region runs from base 97 to 1089 and encodes 330 amino acids. Gene Ontology annotation, cellular component: mitochondrion. Lineage: Eukaryota; Metazoa; Chordata; Chondrichthyes; Lamniformes; Lamnidae. Gene Ontology annotation, biological process: fatty acid beta-oxidation.
UCCAAUGAAGUCGGCGCGGAGGCGGGAUAUCCUCUUUACACGGCCCUCUAGUGAAUGUAUAACUUGCACAUUUCAGUUCCUUAGUUCUUGCAACAAAUGUCAGGAAUGAGGAAAAUUGGUUCUGUUGGAACUUUGGUCGUACGUGGCAGAGCUUGUCUUGCUCGGUCUGCUACAGGAACGUAUCUACAGCCGGAGGUGUGCCCUUUAAGCAGCGAAGGACUGGGCAAUGCAUGGAGCAGGGUCACAUCCUCGUCUGUCGGUGGAAGGCGAUACUCGGAAACCUGUGGCGUUCACGAAAUCCAGAUACAUCAUUUACAGGGGGAGAACUCGGGGAUUGCAGCUGUUUUAAUGAGCAGACCUCAUGCAAGAAACUCCCUAGGAAAUGUGUUUGUUAAGCAGCUUGAAGAAGCUGUUGAAGAUUUGCGUCAAGACAAAAGUGUGCGUGUGGUACUGUUUAAAAGUCAGGUCAAAGGAGUUUUCUGUGCAGGUGCUGACUUGAAGGAGCGUGCUGAAAUGAAUAAUACAGAGGUUGGGCACUUUGUUCAUAAACUGAGAAGUUUAAUGAGCAAAAUAGCAUUCCUGCCUAUGCCCACCAUUGCUGCAAUAGAUGGGUAUGCUCUUGGUGGUGGUCUGGAGCUAGCAUUGGCAUGUGAUCUUCGUGUUGCAGCGUCUUCUGCCAAAAUGGGUCUUAUUGAAGUUACCAGAGGCCUUCUUCCAGGUGCUGGUGGUAGCCAACGGUUGCCUCGAGUUGUGGGAAUUGGCAUGGCAAAGGAACUUAUUUUUACUGGUCGCCAGAUAGAUGGUGAACAAGCAAUGUCCAUAGGUCUAGUGAAUAAUGCUGUGACCCAAAACAAUUUGGAGGAUGCGGCUUAUCAAAAGGCACUAGAUCUGGCUAAAGAGAUACUUCCGCAGGGUCCAGUAGCUGUGAGGAUGGCAAAACAGGCAAUGAACAAAGGUAUUGAGGUGGAUAUUUCAUCUGGAAUGGCAAUUGAAGAGAUGUGUUACGCUCAGGUCAUUCCUACAAAAGACCGGUUGGAGGGGAUGGCAGCAUUUAAAGAAAAACGACUACCACAUUUUACUGGAGAAUAAAAUGGAACAAGUCUCAGAUCUACAAGAUGAUUAUACCUUCUAAGUUCCAGUUACAAUAAUAGGGCUGCUUAAGUACUGAACUUUUACAGACUGCCUUUGUGGAGAUUACUGAAUUUUUCACCUGGUUUCAGCAUCAAUUAGUACAAUAUACAGUCCAAAUUUCAUCCAGGAUAAUGUUUUCACUGCAUGCAGUGAAAACAAGGAAUUAUUGCACAAGAUAAUUCUGUUAGUGAUUUGAUGCAAGUAGUCCCAGUGAUUAGUACAUCAGAAGGUAGAAAUCCUGAACAUAUGCUGCACUAGUUAGCUUUCAGUAGUACUUCUGGAAAACUGAUUUUUUGCUGGGUUGAUCAAUGUUACUUUUUAUUUUGUUCCACUCAUUCUCCUGUCUACCCAAAACAACUUCUGUUUACUCAUUUGAGACUAUGCAAUGUUAUAAGCUAUCCUCAGUGUUUUACAGCACAGUUUUAGUAUUAAUUAUUUCUAAUCUUUUUAGAUAUGGAAAUUAAUUACAUUACAACCAAGAUUAUUAUCUUUCAACAAAACUGCCACUAGUCUGAUCACAAUAAUACUACACAAAGUGAGUCGUGGCUUUGGAAAGAGGACUUUGAUAACGUGAAACAAUUGAUUCCUACUAAUGGUGACAGUAUUGAUUUCACCUGUCUCCUAUAUGGUUAACAUUUGCAUGAAAAUACAAGCAAUGUUUUAAAAAAAAAGCUAUGGUUUGACAUUUAAAGCUGUCUGUUCAAAUAAACCACAUUUUAAAUUUGA